AUGUCGACCACUGUAAAAGAAAAAAAUGAAACAAAUCCUGGAUUAUCUCCAUUACAAGCAUACUUUGAGCGUAUUCCAAGCAUUGUUAAUGCUCCAUUAACACAUGUUCUUCAUCUCACAAAUUUUGAUGGUCUCCCUAUCUUUACAACUAGCACUUCUACUGCACAAUUUCAGAAUUUGACCUUUCUAAGUAUUCUUUUUACUCAUACUUAUGAGAUGAUAUCUCGACUUCAGCUUGGAAGGCCAAAACGUGUGUUUUCUUCUUAUUUUUCACCUGAUAAGGAUUCUUUGGGUGCAGAAAUGGUUCAAAUAGGUUGUAUGGAUGAUAAAUCAUCAGAAUAUCGAGAAAUACCAAAUUCUUUAGAUAAUGCCAAGACAUCUCCAGAAAUAACGAAGAAGGGACUUCCUUUGAUUGGGUCAAUUGUGGGAACAAAGGGGACUAUGGCAUCUGCUAUUAAUAUUGCAAAAGAAAUAGAAAAAGUUGCACAAAUUGUAAUUAAAAAUUGGCAUUAA
Messenger RNA from Pneumocystis jirovecii RU7, 513 nucleotides. RefSeq lists its product as uncharacterized. The transcript has a single exon. The coding region runs from base 1 to 513 and encodes 170 amino acids. The record is from RefSeq and is a predicted model, not a curated record. Lineage: Eukaryota; Fungi; Ascomycota; Pneumocystomycetes; Pneumocystales; Pneumocystaceae.